Messenger RNA from Oncorhynchus keta (chum salmon), 5312 nucleotides. RefSeq names its product RNA-binding protein 24-like. Lineage: Eukaryota; Metazoa; Chordata; Actinopteri; Salmoniformes; Salmonidae. Gene Ontology annotation, cellular component: cytosol. Gene Ontology annotation, molecular function: mRNA 3'-UTR binding. The transcript has 5 exons. The coding region runs from base 275 to 1036 and encodes 253 amino acids. The record is from RefSeq and is a predicted model, not a curated record.
GAGCGUGUUCACGGCCCAGCCCCCUUGACGUGACAGCUGGGUGAAGCGGACUUAGACAGCAGUGGUAUCCCUCUCCUAAGUUAAGCAGUGUCAAACUGAACUGAAGUUGGGAACGAUUGGAAAUCCGCGUGAAACAAGUGUCUGUUCAGUUCCAACGAAACCUAUCUUAAAUUAAUAGUUCUAAAUAACCUGUGCUUUCUCAGUGCUGACUGAUCUCUGUGAGAUUGCAAAAACAUUCUCUAUAAAACAUUGUCGCCUACCGUUUACCGCAAAAAUGAUGAUGCACUCGUCUCAGAAGGACACAACCUACACAAAGAUAUUUGUAGGAGGUCUUCCAUAUCACACCACGGACUCCAGUCUCAGGAAAUACUUCGAAGUGUUCGGUGAUAUCGACGAGGCUGUUGUUAUAACGGACAGACAGACGGGCAAAUCCAGGGGUUAUGGAUUCGUGACGAUGGCAGACCGGGCGUCUGCGGACCGAGCCUGCAAGGACCCAAACCCCAUCAUCGACGGCCGGAAAGCCAAUGUGAACCUGGCCUACCUGGGGGCCAAGCCCAGGGUCAUGCAGCCAGGUUUCUCAUUUGGUGUUCCUCAAAUCCAUCCAGCGUUCAUCCAGAGGCCUUAUGGGUAUACAGAGGAAGGGAAUAGUUAUCCUCCAGAGUUGACUGAGGUCAUGAGGAUCCCAGCCCACUAUGUCUACCCCCAGGCCUUUAUGCAGCCAAGCACCAUGGUCAUCCCUCACAGCAUGCAGUCGCCCGCCGCCACGGCCUCCGCCGCCUCCUCCCCGUACCUCGACUACACCGGAGCGGCCUACGCCCAGUACUCAGCCGCAGCCGCCAGCGCCGCGGCCGCCGCUGCCUACGAGCAUUACCCGUACGCAGCCUCCCCGGCCCCCGCAGGCUACAUGGCUGCAGCAGGGUAUGGUUACGCGGUCCAGCAGCCCCUAGCAGCCGCAGCCACCCCGGGAGCAGCCGCAGCAGCUGCAGCCUUCGCCCAGUACCAGCCUCAGCAGCUUCAGGCAGACCGCAUGCAGUAACUGACCACAACUACUACUAUUACUGAGCCUGGAUAACAGAAGAGGGGGAGGCUGUAGAGAGGAGGGAGGAGGCCAUACUCACCCCCAGGACACUACAAGGGGAGAAGUGGGGGGAGAGUGUGAGGAGGGGGGAGGGAUGAAGAGUGGAGUGGAGUGGUGGUCAUCAAGCCUUGGCUUUAGAACAUGCAGCACUGCUACCAAAAAAGCCUGAAGAGAAUCAUCUCAUAACUAAAGAGAGUCGUCUCAUAACUGAAUAGAAUCAUCUCAUAACUGAAGAGAAUCAUCUCAUAACUGAAGAGAAUCGUCUCAUAACUGAAUAGAAUCGUCUCAUAACUGAAUAUAAUCGUCUCAUAACUGAAGAGAAUCAUCUCAUAACUAAAGAGAAUCGUCUCAUAACUGAAUAGAAUCAUCUCAUAACUGAAGAGAAUCGUCUCAUAACUGAAUAGAAUCAUCUCAUAACUGAAUAGAAUCAUCUCAUAACUGAAGAGAAUCAUCUCAUAACUGAAUAGAAUCAUCUCAUAACUGAAUAGAAUCAUCUCAUAACUGAAUAGAAUCAUCCCAUAACUGAAUAGAAUCGUCUCAUAACUGAAGAGAAUCAUCUCAUAACUGAAAGAGAAUCGUCUCAUAACUGAAUAGAAUCAUCUCAUAACUGAAUAGAAUCAUCCCAUAACUGAAUAUAAUCGUCUCAUAACUGAAGAGAAUCAUCUCAUAACUGAAGAGAAUCGUCUCAUAACUGAAUAGAAUCAUCUCAUAACUAAAGAGAGUCGUCUCAUAACUGAAGAGAAUCGUCUCAUAACUGAAUAGAAUCAUCUCAUAACUGAAGAGAGUCGUCUCAUAACUGAAGAGAAUCGUCUCAUAACUGAAGAGAAUCAUCUCAUAACUGAAGAAAAUCGUCUCAUAACUGAAGAGAGUCGUCUCAUAACUGAAGAGAAUAGUUACUUCAUUAUUCAAAUAUCAUCAGUGUUGUCAUCACUAAAUUAUUGUUUUUUGUUGUUGUCAUUAUAUCAGAAAUAUUUAAUAUUUAUUCAUCAGGACAAAUAUCUAGAAUUAUUAUUUAAGAUAUGACCUCAUAACCAACCUUUAAGUUUAAGUUAAUAAUUUUAAGCAUAUUUAAUGUGUAGUAAAUUAAAUGUGUGAUUUUGUACAACUUUCACAAGUGCACUGAAGUCUAAUCAGGUAUUUUUCCCUCAAAUUUCUUAAACAAAUGUCAAACCAAAAACACUUUUGGUCACUUUUCACCUUUUAAUACUUUUAAACCUACAUUUUGAACUAUGCAAUUUGAACUUGUAAAAUAUAUUUAGUGAAAUAUGUCUUCUACAAAUAUAUAUAUAUAUACAGUUGAAGUCAGAAGUUUACAUACACUUAGGUUGGGGUCAUUAAAACUCGUUUUUCAACCACUCCACAAAUUUCUUGUUAACAAACUAUAGUUUUGGCAAGUGGGAUAGGACAUCUGCUUUCUGCAUGACACAAGUAAUUGUUCCAACAAUUGUUUACAGACAGAUUAUUUCACUUAUAAUUCACUGUAUCACAAUUCCAGUGGGUCAGAAGUUUACAUACACUAAGUUGACUGUGCCUUUAAACAGCUAGGAAAAUUCCAGAAAAUGAUGUCAUGGCUUUAGAAGCUUCUGAUAGGCUAAUUGACAUCAUUUGAGUCAAUUGGAGGAGUACCUGUGGAUGUAUUUCAAGGCCUACCUUAAAACUCAGUGCCUAUUUGCUUGACAUCAUGGGAAAAUCAAAAGAAAUCAGCCAAGCCCUCAGAAAAAAUUUGUAGACCUCCACAAGUCUGGUUCAUCCUUGGGAGCAAUUUCCAAACGCCUGAAGGUACCACGUUCAUCUGUACAAACAAUAGUACGCAAGUAUAAACACCAUGGGACCACGUAGCAUCAUACCGCUCAGGAAGGAGACGUGUUCUGUCUCCUAGAGAUGAACGUACUUUGGUGCGAAAAGUGAAAAUCAAUCCCAGAACAACAGGACCUUGUGAAGAUGCUGGAGGAAACAGGUACAAAAGUAUCUUUAUUCACACUAAAACGAGUCCAAUAUCGACAUAACAUGAAAGGCCACUCAGCAAUGAAGAAGCCAAUGCUCCAAAACUGCCAUAAAAAAGCCAGACUACGGUUUGCAACUGCACAUGGGGACAAGAUUGUAGUUUUUGGAGAAAUGCCCUCUGGUCUGAUGAAAAAAAAAUAGAACUGUUUGGCCAUAAUGACCAUCGUUAUGUUUGGAGGAAAAAGGGGGAGGAUUGCAAGCCGAAGAACACCAUCCCAACCGUGGGGGUGCUUUGCUGCAAGAGGGACUGGUGCACUUCACAAAAUAGAUGGCAUCAUGAGGGAGGAAAAUUAUGUAGCUAUAAUUGAAGCAACAUUUCAAGACAUCAGUCAGGAAGUUAAAGCUUGGUCGCAAAUGGGUCUUUCAAAUGGAAAAUGACCCCAAGCAUACUUCCAAAGUUGAGGCAAAAUUACUUAAUGACAACAAAGUCAAGGUAUUGGAGCUGCCAUCACAAAGCCCUGACCUCAAUCCCAUAGAAAAUUUGUGGGAAGAACUGAAAAAGCGUGUGCGAGCAAGGAGGCCUACAAACCUGACUCAGUUACACCAGCUCUGUCAGGAGGAAUGGGCCAAAAUUCACCCAACUUAUUGUGGGAAGCUUGUGGAAGGCUACCCAAAACCUUUGACCCAAGUUAAACAAUUUAAAGGCAAUGCUACCAAAUACCAAUUGAGUGCAUGUAAACUUCUGACCCACUGGGAAUGUGAUGAAAGAAAUAAAAGCUGAAAUAAAUCAUUCUCUCUGCUAUUUUUCUGACAUUUUACAUUCUUAAAAUAAAGUGGUGAUCCUAACUGACCUAAGACAGGGACAUUUUAUUUGGAUUAAAUGUCAGGAAUUGUGAUAAACUGAGUUUAAAUGUAUUUGGCUAAGGUGUAUGUAAACUUCCCACUUCAACUGUAUAUAAUAAUCUUACUAUAAUGAUGUUUGUACCUAUGCAAAACAGUGACGUAGAGGAGCGACAGCUGUCUGUCCUGUGUUCCUAUGGGGGUCAGAUCAGAUCCAGAGAGGGCAGGACAGAAGAGAACAGCUUCCUAUGGGGGUCAGAUCAGAUCCAGAGAGGGCAGGACAGAAGAGAACAGCUUCCUAUGGGGGUCAGAUCAGAUCCAGAGAGGGCAGGACAGAAGAGAACAGCUUCCUAUGAGGGUCAGAUCAGAUCCAGAGAGGGCAGGACAGAAGAGAACAGCUUCCUAUGGGGUCAGAUCAGAUCCAGAGAGGGCAGGACAGAAGAGAACAGCUUCCUAUGGGGUCAGAUCAGAUCCAGAGAGGGCAGGACAGAAGAGAACAGCUUCCUAUGGGGGUCAGAUCAGAUCCAGAGAGGGCAGGACAGAAGAGAACAGCUUCCUAUGGGGGUCAGAUCAGAUCCAGAGAGGGCAGGACAGAAGAGAACAGCUUCCUAUGGGGUCAGAUCAGAUCCAGAGAGGGCAGGACAGAAGAGAACAGCUACUGGCCCAAAGCUGAAGCUUUUCCUGUCUAUAGAAGCUGCUCCUCUCUCUAUGUUCAUUGUUGGAGCACCAGCUACCACACACACACACACACACACACACACACACACACACACACACACACACACACACACACACAGCGGAAUGUGGAGCUUUUAUAUUCUAGAAUGUUUUUCCUAAUGUGCCUUAAAAUAUUGGUAUUUGGAAAGUAUUUACGUAGCUUUUAAUGAGAAAAGACAGAUUUUCCCCCUUUAGUUAGUCAGGGAGUAGGACUGUAUUGAAUCAAUGACAUGUUCGUGUUAUAUUAGAGGUAUGUUCUCCUGAGCUGUUCACAUUGUUAUUGUCAGGAAUGUACUACAGCUACAAUGAUAAUUAGGACUUUUAUAAAAACUAGACAUAACGACAUGAAGGUAACCUUUUCUUUAUCUAUACAACCUAUUUUCUUCUUCUUUUGUAGAUAUAUUUCUCUUUCUAAUUUGUUCGUACAACGAAAGAGAAAUGUUACAGCGUAAACUAUUAGAUAUACAUUAUAAUACUUUCUAUCCUAAAAAAAACGUAGUUUUUACCAUUUUAUUUCCAUAGCUGUGAUUGUAUUAUUAACUUUGUGAGAUUGACUGUUUUACAAUGUUGGGAACUUUUUAUACUUGAACUGUUUCAUACCAAGGAAUAUGUUAACACGUAUGUUAUAUAUAAUAUAUGCAAUAUGUUAACACAUGUUAUAUAUAAUAUAUGGAAUAUGUUAACACAUGUUAUAUAUAAUAUAUGGAAUAUGUUAACACAUGUUAUAUAUAAU